Molecule: messenger RNA, 684 nt
Organism: Debaryomyces hansenii CBS767
Lineage: Eukaryota; Fungi; Ascomycota; Pichiomycetes; Serinales; Debaryomycetaceae
Product: adenylate kinase
Exons: 1
Coding region: 1-684 (227 amino acids)
Biological process (GO): nucleobase-containing compound metabolic process
Cellular component (GO): cytoplasm; mitochondrion
Molecular function (GO): AMP kinase activity; ATP binding
Source: RefSeq, a predicted model, not a curated record
AUGCCUCUCGUUAAACCGCCUAGAUUGUUAUUGUUAGGAGCACCAGGAUCCGGGAAAGGUACUCAAACAACUAAGUUAUUGCUCCAGUUUCCAAAAAUAAACUCAUUAUCAUCUGGAGAUAUUUUGAGAAAUCAGAUAAACUCGGGCACUAGUAUUGGCCUCGAGGCAUCUAAGUAUAUCAAAAAUGGUAAAUUAGUUCCAGAUACAACGAUGGUGAGAUUAAUUACCAAACAGUUACACGAGAUGGAUUGGUUAGACAAAAAAGCUGCUUGGUUAUUAGAUGGAUUUCCCCGUACGUCAAACCAGGCUGUUGCAUUAGACAACACGUUGCAUACAAAUAAUUCCAAUAUAAACAUGGUUGUUGAAUUGGAUGUGGAUCAAAAGGUCAUUUUGGAAAGAAUAGAGGCUAGGUGGGUGCAUGUUCCCAGUGGUAGAGUUUAUAAUUUAGACUACAAUCCACCAAGGGUGCCUUUCAAAGAUGAUAUCACAGGUGAGCCAUUAUCAAAACGUGAAGAUGACACAGCAGAAGUGUUUCAAAAAAGAUUAGAUCAAUAUAAUAAGGAGAUUGGUUCAUUGAAGGAUUUCUACAAUAAUAAAGAUGUCUUGUACAAAGUUAGCGGUUCUACAUCUGAUGUCAUAUUCCCUAAGUUGUCUAAUUUGAUAUUGCAAAACUUUGGGGUCUAA